AUGGAAAACCAUAGGGACCUCUCAAAAUAUAAAAAAUCCAUAAAAUAUAAGAUUGAUAAUAAUUAUAAUAAAUAUGUUGGAAUAUCUAAAGAUGUAUAUAAUAGCGAUGAAGAUGCGUUAAAACCAAUAAAACAUUAUUUUUUUGAUUCAGAUGAAGAUUUUCAAUCAGUUCUUUUAGAAAAAAGUAAAAAAAAGAAAAAUGAACAAAACUGUAACCAUACGAAUUUGUUAGAUAUAAAAACAAAUAGAAAAUAUAAAAAUGUGUUUGACAGAUUAACAGAUACCAAUUUUUACACAGGAAUACAUAAAGAAAGAUUUGAUGAAUUAGGAAAUGGUAGAGGUAAAGCUGGAACUACAGAUAUUUAUAUACAUGAUGGAUGGACACAAGCAAAAACAAGAAAUCACGAAAUAUAUUCAUCAGAUAUUAAAAAAUCAAAAAAAAACCCUGUAGUUACACCCGGUACAUUAGGAAUACAAAAAUAUGGGAUUCAAAUAGCAUCUCCAAAAAAUAUUUGGAUUUUUAGAAAUGGGGAUAAACAUCAUAAUGGAAUUCUUUUUCUAGUAAAGCCUCAUAUAAAUAAUUUAAAAACCUUGUUUUUUGAAAUUACAAAAGUUUUAUCACCUACUAUUGGCCCUAUAAGAAAAAUAUAUGAUCAAAAUUUUAGAUUAGUAAGAAGUGUAGAACAUUUAGUUGAGGGUGCAAAAUACUUAUGCACAUCUGGGGAUCCCCCUGCACCAAUAGAUAGGCUUCAACUUUUUUUAAGCAAAUGGGUUAUACAGAACUAA
Messenger RNA from Plasmodium gallinaceum, 786 nucleotides. Its product is annotated as apicortin, putative. Gene Ontology annotation, molecular function: tubulin binding. The transcript has 2 exons. Gene Ontology annotation, biological process: microtubule polymerization; intracellular signal transduction. NCBI's taxonomy places the organism in Eukaryota, Apicomplexa, Aconoidasida, Haemosporida, Plasmodiidae. The record is from RefSeq and is a predicted model, not a curated record. Bases 1 to 786 code for a protein of 261 amino acids.